Messenger RNA from Oncorhynchus masou masou (cherry salmon), 1001 nucleotides. RefSeq lists its product as uncharacterized. The record is from RefSeq and is a predicted model, not a curated record. The transcript has 3 exons. NCBI's taxonomy places the organism in Eukaryota, Metazoa, Chordata, Actinopteri, Salmoniformes, Salmonidae.
AUGGACUGUGGCACCUUGGUCAAGCUGUUGUACUGCUUGAUAUGGAUGGAAGUUUCCAGCCUCCUCAGGUCAGAGAUCAAACUUGCCCACGUGACUGACCACAGCCUGUUAUACUGUGCAGAGUAUACCUGUAAGGACCACUCAUUCUCUUUGCUGCACCAGGCAGACAGCUCCAGCUUGGUGCAAAUAAGAUGCCUGACCAUCUGGUACAUGUCCCCACUCAACAUGGCCCUCCUGCUGAACAACUCGGAGGUGUGGCACAUCAUGCUGUUUAAGUGCAACUCUGUAGGAAGCAGGCCAGCAUUCUUGGAAUAUUUUGCAAUGCAGAAUCUGCAGAGGCUGACUGUGUUGUACCCCUUGUGGCAGUCUGACCAGACACAUGACAUCAUACUGGGGAGGGACAUGGGUGCACCUUAGUAUGAAGAGACCAGGCUAAGAAUCAUCCACAGCUCAGUGCUGCUGGGAGAAUCCAAUGUGAAGGCCUAAACCGUUCAAACAAAUAUAGACAGCAACGGAAUCCUCUCUUGUCUAGAGUGAAACUACCAGAUACUUUUCUAUACUAAUGCAGAUUCCUUUUCUAUGUUAACAUUGCCAAUGUACCACUACCUAUGCCUGUGACUGCAAUCUUCAUGUUCACAAUCUUCAUGGUCAUUUCAAUAUAGUAAGGUCACGAUUCGAUCAUGUAUUUUCACACUUCACUUUUAGAAGUGGGUUUGAUUUGCACAGCAGCAUGUCUCAAAUGGUGCCAUUACUUUUUGUUUCAAAUACAUGUGAGGUAUUUUAACUUAAUUUAGACAGUAAGGAAAUCAGAGGGGGAGACAAGCAGGUGGGAGGAACAGUGAAGGGUGGACACUGGGACUGAACCCUGGUCUCCGAUGGGGAGUGUUAUAUGCGACUUGUGCAAACAGACAUCCGACAGUUUGUACUUAUUUAGUAAUACCUUUCGAGGAAGCAUUUCAAUAACAGCAGUUAGGCUCUUUCCUUUUAAUUAAAGGUCUGCU